GACAGGCGUCUGGUAGCGAGAUGCAACUGCCUUUGGGAGCUGCCAAAGAGGGGAACUUGAGUUUAAUAGAUGGUUGCUGUGCCUCUUCUUUUCUGAUCCUCCCUCUGAUCUUUUUUUUUUGGCUUGAUUUAAAGAGGUGCGAAGUGUGGCACAGUAGGAGAGUUACAUUGCGGGGAGCUGUCAGCAAAGAAACACCACACCACAGCCCGUGAUAUCUUCACCUCACCUUAAGUUCUCACCAUUCGACAACACUUUAUACGAAACAAACCAGGAAGGAAUACAAACCCAUCAAAAUGGCCACCUCAACAUUGGGUCUCAUACCAAACUGGUACCCCCCCACCCGCGAAAACUACGACCUCAUCCUCUCCUUGUGGAAGUGGUUCCCUGCCUUCGCCUCCCUCCAAUGGGCAACAACCUGGUACGGCAUGGGCAAAACCUCCCUCCCCUCCCCGCUCAACCUGCCCGGCCGUCUAGCCUGGCUAACAAUGGAAUCCCCCGGCUUCCUCACCCUCCUCUACACCUUCUUUCGUCUCCCCCCGCAGCUUUCCGUCACCGACCUCCCCUGGCAAAACUCCGUCCUCGCCGGCCUCUUCGUAAUCCACUACUCCUACCGCGCCAUCCUCUUCCCCUUCCUCCAACCAUCCAUGGCACCAAUGCACCUCUCCAUCUGGGCCUCGGCCUUCUCCUUCCAAGUCAUCAACGGGCUCAUGCUCGGGUCCUGGCUAGGCGGGUACGGACCAACCUCCCAAGAAGAAUGGGAUAACCUCUUGCCGUUUGGAACACUGCAGUUCAGCGUUGGCAUCGCGAUUUUUUACGUGGGGCUGGCGGCGAAUUACUAUCAUGAUGAUGAGCUGAGGGAGAUAAGGAGGAGGGAGAACCAUCGCCAGGAUAGGCUGGUUAAAGAAGGCAGGGUGAAGAGGGGGGAUGUGAGCAGGCAUUAUGAGGUUCCCAAGGCGGGCUUGUUCAAGUACAUGUUGUAUCCGCAUUACUUUGUCGAGUGGGUCGAGUGGUUUGGGUAUUGGACUGCGGCGGGGUACGGGUGUGUGCCGGCGAGGUGCUUCUUGUUCAAUGAGGUUGCGUCAAUGUUGCCCAGAGCGGUGAGGGGGAAGGCCUGGUAUGUUGAGAAAUUCGGGGAGGAGAAGGUGGGGAAGAAGUGGGCGGUUAUUCCGGGGUUCUGGUAGGAUCAGGAAGGGAAAGGGGGAGAGGAGGUAAGAUGGGCGUGAGGGAGGGGGUAGUGGCCAGAGAAAGGAGGAUAAUGGUUUGGUCGACGAGCUGGAGUUGAGCUUGGUCCAGAGAAUAAGCACAUGAUGACUUUCACGAGAUAUGCCAUGACAUAUAUCGCCAGGUCAGUGACAACGACGACGUGAAUAACCAUAUCUUGUCAUCUAUCAGAGUGCCUCUCCGACCAUCAAGCAAAUAUAUCCUGCUAGCAAUGCUCCAAAACACCCCUUUUUAGACUCCUUUAGAUACCCGUAGCCUCCCGAUAGAAACUCAAACUCCGACUAGCACCCGCCGCGCAAAACCUCUCUCCUUUACCCAUCCCAGGCCCAAGCGCACGUUCGGUCGGUGGCAACCAGCGUACACACCACAAAGCCUUGUCCGUCUCGCUGUGCGUAGCCACACAAGCCCCCCUUGCGACAUCCCAGACCUUGACCUUGCCAUCCAGCUGCCCACUGAGGAGGUAGUCUCCCGUAUCGUUCCAGUCGAGUGAUGUGAUCCACGACGGCCUGUUGCCCGGCGCGCUCAAGUUCGCGACGUGCUCUCCAUGCUCCAUGUCAUAGAGAGCGAUGAUACCGGCGUUGCCGGCAGCAGCCAGCCUCUUGCAGCCGGGUGAGAAGGCUACGGUUCGUACCGGUUUGGCGAGACCUAUCCCUCUGUCAGCUUUUGUCCCUCAAAACAAAGUGAAAGAUGAACCCACCAGAAAGCGAAUAAACCAUCCUCCCCGCAUCAUUAUUAAAGACAUACACCCCCCCAUUCUCAUGCCCCGACGCCGUCAGCCUCCCAUCCCUACUCAAAUCCACCGCCAUCGCAAAACUGCCCCCUCCCCCGGCAGCUCCUCUCCCACCCCCGGUCUCGUACGUCUGUAUCUUCUCCUUCGCUGUCAAGUCCCAGACGUGGAUUCUCCCAUCACUAGUGGUGCACGCCAAAAAGUUCUCGUCAGCGCUCAGCGCAAUCGCCCAGACGUCCCCCUUGCCGUUGUCGGAAACGGUUGGAAUCUCCCAUUGGAGUUCGUAUUCUUUUCUAUCGGGGUUCAACCGCCAGAUCUUGACAUCGCCGCCGAAGCCGACCGAGGCAAAGAUGUUGCCUGUUUGGGGGCCGCGGGCGGUGGUGAGGUGGUGGCAGCCGAGUUUGUGGGCGUUGGGGAUGGUUUGGGCGAGGGGGUAGGUUGGGGCGGUGGUGUCGUGGAUGCGGAGGGAGGAGGAGCCUGAGGAGGAGAUGAGGCUUGAGGGGGUGGGUGCGAGGGAGAAGAUGUCGGCCGGGUGGGCUGUGAGGGGAACUGGUGUUAGCUAUCAAGGAAGAUGGCGGGGCGAAUUGCGAUUGCUCGCCUACCUUGGUCGACCGUGUGGGCGGUAAGAUAUUGUUUAGACUGGAGAGUAUGUUAGUACGUGAUUGACAAACAAGCACGACACGAGAGACAUACCAUUGUCACCUAUCCAUGAAAUCAUGCGAUUUUGAGAAAGGGUUUUGUUGGAGAGAUCAAGAAUGGGAUCCGAUGCGACUUGCUGGCGGUUGAGCAGCUGCCCUGGGAAGGUUUAUGGUGGGGUAGCUGUUCUUGGAGACGUCACUGCGGCAGGCAGUGAGUGGGCUGGAAGAAUGCAGCAUAUAAAUCUAGAAAUCCACAUUGGACUACUACUAGUGAUUUUUGGAGUAUUCACUUUGAAUGUGCUAUUUUGGUUUUUUUCAUUUUCCAGGGCAGUUGUCGAUAGCCACCCUUAUAGGCACAAGAGCCCCUUUAGAAUACACGUGCGUGCUGUUGCUCGUCACAGCACUACACUCUGUUAAGUACAGACAUAUACAUGUGCGUCCAGGACAUUCUUUCCACGUCCUGUCCACAAGCUUGAAGA
Molecule: messenger RNA, 3065 nt
Organism: Podospora pseudocomata
Lineage: Eukaryota; Fungi; Ascomycota; Sordariomycetes; Sordariales; Podosporaceae
Exons: 2
Coding region: 294-1181 (295 amino acids)
Biological process (GO): steroid metabolic process
Cellular component (GO): membrane
Molecular function (GO): 3-oxo-5-alpha-steroid 4-dehydrogenase activity
Source: RefSeq, a predicted model, not a curated record